Molecule: messenger RNA, 1578 nt
Organism: Lingula anatina
Lineage: Eukaryota; Metazoa; Brachiopoda; Lingulata; Lingulida; Lingulidae
Source: RefSeq, a predicted model, not a curated record
AUGGAGGCCACUAUACAAGCAGUACUGGAGCUGUCAAUACCACCACUGAGAGGCAAGAAAUAUCCUCCGCUGCCACUGCGGCUAUGCCUGUCUAUGCAGUGCCAUAUCAGGACAUUGGCUUUUAUAAUAUUAUCUCUCCACUUUAGGAAGCUGGUUUACCAGUUUGAAACGGGCACCUUCCCACAUAACAGGAAUGUGAAACUUCUGGUUAAUAUAGAAGUUCCAUUCAGCACCAUAGUUGGUCUUCAUGCCCACUUCAGUACCAUCCAGGUGGAAGUGAACAGAGCUCCGUAUAUUUUUCCUGGUUACAAGCUGGUAACCGAGGGAAGCUCCUACCAACCUUUCUUUCAUACCAGGCAUAUAAAUGACCACUGUGAUGUCACUGGGGGUCAGUUUAAGACCUGUCCAUACCACAAGAUAACUUUGAAGAUGAACACGGCUUUAAACUUCAAGAAAUAUUUGUCUGGUUUUGAUGAGAGACUAGAUGGAUUGUUUAAGAAGCCAUUCAUUGAGCUCACUGGCAAAACUCUGCCAGUUGUUUCAGGGUUUGGGGAAGGAAAUAACAUUUAUCCUGGCAUAGAUUUUUCUAAUCCUAUUGAAGAACCAACAAAGACCCCAGUCAUGCUUACAUCACAGUUAGAAGGCAGUGCCAGAUGUGAAUGCACUGUGUCUGGUGCAGAGGGAGGCAUUUGCUCCACCCUGUCAUGUGGAUGCUUGUCUUUGGGAAAGAAAUGCAGUGAUUGCCAGUGUAUUGGGUGCACAAACCCUUUGAAUAUCCUCACUCAAGUUGGCAUUGGACUGCAAGAAAUACAAGAUGACCCUUGUUUAUUUCAAAAUCUGACCAAGAUUCAGAACCUUCCCCAGUAUCUGGAGUGUAACAUACAUUUCCCCUGCUGUGGAUGUAGUGCCAAGCUGAAGUACUGUAUCCCCUCCACAGUGCUGUGUCCCAACUAUCCUGCUUGCAAACAGGCAUACAAGUACUCUUGGUGUAUAGGUGAGUUGUGCAGUGAAGUAGACAGCCCCAGGAAUCAUUGUGUUGAAUGCAAGUACUGCAGGAGAACUGGAGAUGUGCAUUGUCAGAAGUGCAAGAGAUGUUACUUCUCAGGGCCAAGUGGAUUCCGUUGUCCAGGAUGUACGGAGACAGACCUAAACAGUAGCUCUCCAAACCACCUGAUAGACCUGUUUAACGCCAUGGUGACAGACAUGAAGACAUGGAACAGUGACACUGCUUAAAUGUCAUUUGGAAAAGGAAAGGACUGUCUUGUCAACAUGAUGGCAGGCUUGGACCACAGAAAAAAGGGACAGGUUGAUUUGGUUGGAAAAACUAAUCGUCGAUAGUGACUGUGCAUUUUGGUUUGACUAAAGGGCUUUGUAUACCAUUGUAACUGUGAACCAUGGCAACAGGGAUUUGUUACCUCUUGUUUACAUGGAAUAUUUGACACCUAGAAAAAAGUCCUAUCAGAUGUAUAGGAGUUUUGUGAUACAGUGAUUUGUCAGCUCUUGUUUACAUGGAAUGUUUGAAACCUAGAAAAAGUUGUAUUAGAUAUAUAGGACAGUUUUGAGGCAACAGUGAUUUGU